GCGGGGGCUGAUAAAGCGUCGUGUGCCGCGUAGCCAUUUCAAUAAGAGCCGCGGAAGUAUCGAGAAAAAAGGAGCGAGAUAAAUACAUAGCACGAGUAUUUUGAAUUUGUUUCUGUCCAGUCGCUAAUCCCUGUCCUCUCGCCGUUUUCCGGACUCACUCGAGGCUCUUACAACAGUGUGAACCUAAAAAGUUCGUGAUUUCUUUUCUCCAACUUUUUUCUCCUUUUCUCCGAGGAAAGGAUAAAGUUUGAGGUUACAGGUUGAGUUAAACCGUCUUUAAACUUGUCGUCACAGCAUAUUCGAAUUUUUCGAGAUGGAUGAAAUAUCGCCAAGAGCAUAUCCACUAGCUGGCUCUACCUUGACAACAAGGAUAUUAAACUUAGUUCAGCAAGCAUAUAGCUAUGGACAAUUGAAGAAAGGGGCAAAUGAAUCGACCAAAUCUUUAAAUCGUGGAUUAUCGGAAUUUAUAGUGAUGGCCGCAGAUGCCCAACCAUUAGAAAUUUUACUGCAUUUGCCACUACUAUGCGAAGAUAAAAAUGUGCCAUAUGUAUUUGUUAGAAGCAAACAGGCUUUGGGACGCGCUUGUGGAGUUUCCAGACCAGUAGUAGCAUGCUCUAUAACAAUCAAUGAAGGCUCGCAAUUAAAGUCACAGAUCAAGUCAAUACAACAGGAAAUAGAGCGACUUUUAGUUUAAAUCGGAAAUUCAUGAUCACAAUCAUAUUUUAUAUUAUUUUUA
Messenger RNA from Camponotus floridanus (Florida carpenter ant), 736 nucleotides. RefSeq names its product NHP2-like protein 1 homolog (gene hoip). The coding region runs from base 314 to 694 and encodes 126 amino acids. NCBI's taxonomy places the organism in Eukaryota, Metazoa, Arthropoda, Insecta, Hymenoptera, Formicidae. Gene Ontology annotation, cellular component: box C/D methylation guide snoRNP complex; small-subunit processome; nucleolus. The transcript has 2 exons. Gene Ontology annotation, molecular function: RNA binding. The record is from RefSeq and is a predicted model, not a curated record. Gene Ontology annotation, biological process: ribosome biogenesis; mRNA splicing, via spliceosome; maturation of SSU-rRNA.